This is a messenger RNA of Plasmodium fragile, 798 nucleotides long. RefSeq lists its product as uncharacterized. Gene Ontology annotation, biological process: tRNA processing. The coding region runs from base 1 to 798 and encodes 265 amino acids. The record is from RefSeq and is a predicted model, not a curated record. The transcript has a single exon. NCBI's taxonomy places the organism in Eukaryota, Apicomplexa, Aconoidasida, Haemosporida, Plasmodiidae. Gene Ontology annotation, cellular component: nucleolar ribonuclease P complex.
AUGCGUCCCCCAAAAAAUGAAAACGGACGUAACACGGAAGGCCAACCGGCAAAAAAUACAGAAAGUGCAAACACGUUAAAGAGAAAGGUCAGUGAAUUGUACGCCGACGAAGGUUGCCAACAUGGCGAAAAGGGUCUACCAGAAGAUACCUCCCAUUUUGUUCUUAGCAGUGGAAGUGCCGGGAAAAAACUAGGAACUGCCACGGAAAAUCAUAACCCUGAAAACAUUCACGAAAAUACAAAUGUACAUGAAAAGAAGGAGGACGAUGGAGUAGUAAACCAAAAUGGACAAACCAAUACUGAAAAAAUGAACACAAAGGAGUACAAACCUUCAACAGAUGAACCACCAAUUGGGAGGAAAAAAAAAAAAAGAAAAAAAAAAUUUAAUGAAAAUGAAGUCACCAAACCGUCGAAACAAAUGAUUAGAAUAAAUUACCUAUUGCAAGCAUCAUUUCUAAUGAAUGAAUUUAACCCGAACAUCUCAAGGGAGUAUAUAAAAACCAUGAGAAAACUUUCAAACAAGUUUUUAAUAAAAUACGACAAAAAAUUUAAGAAACUUUUCUGCAAAAAAUGCAACUCAGUCCUCAUCCCAAGUGCUACUUGCAAAGUUUCUGUUAACCCACUAAAUUUGAGGAAAAAAAAAAAAAACAAAAAUGAGGAGGUCAGUAGCAAUUUAAAGGGCAAGUGCAGAGAUGAAUUUCUGGUUUCAUACCGGUGUAACUACUGCCAGCAUGAUACGAAAUUUGUGUACGAAAAUGGUUUGACCGCUCAGCGCGUGAAUGAAGCGGAGGUCGCCUGA